Messenger RNA from Lathyrus sativus (Indian pea), 774 nucleotides. NCBI's taxonomy places the organism in Eukaryota, Viridiplantae, Streptophyta, Magnoliopsida, Fabales, Fabaceae. The record is from the annotation of a GenBank genome assembly.
AUGUGUUGCAAGGGUGAAAAGGUGACAAUUACACAGGUGCCUGCUCCUGACGAGUUGUUACAGUUAUUCUCAGACACUUCUACUGAAGGACGACAUUUUAGACAACAUAUUAGAAGUUACAACCAUGUAAUGUCGUUUACUUCACUUGGUGUCCACGUCGACAAAAGUUUGGUUACAACUGGUCGUGGUAUUUACACAUUUUGUGCUCAAGGCACAAUUUAUCACAAAAUAGGAGGUUUUCAUCCGAAUCAAGGUUCAAGGCCACGCUACUUGCAACUAUACAUUUAUGAUACUGAUCAUGAGCUUCAAAAUAGGAUGAGGGAAAACCCAACACUUAACCAAGCCAUAGUGUAUAAAUUGCAAAAAAUACUCCAUCAAUGCAACCCGUUUGUUAUCAUGUUUAGGCAGCUUGCACUAGAGCCAAAUGUUGAAGAAUGUAGGUUACUCAUUAAAGAACGUCCGUCAAAUCAGCCACAAUAUAGUCUCCCUUCAGCUUCUCAAGUUGUAGCAAUUGUUAUUGGUGGUGGUGAUGAAGAUACAAUAGAACGUGGAAGAGAUAUAAAUGUCAUCAGCUGUGAUGGAAAUCUAACAAAGGUUCAAGAAACAAUUGGGUAUUAUGAUCCUUUACAAUAUCCUAUAUUGUUUCCGUUCGGAACAUACAGUUGGGACAUAGAAACAAAAAAUAAUGUUGGAAAAAAUGUUACAUGCCGAGAGUACUACAGUUAUGUGCUUCAGGUACAUGCUAAACUUUUUUUUAAAGAAAUUUACUUCUAA